This is a messenger RNA of Colossoma macropomum (tambaqui), 2727 nucleotides long. It is a transcript of the gene slc44a1a, whose product is annotated as solute carrier family 44 member 1a. Gene Ontology annotation, molecular function: transmembrane transporter activity. The transcript has 16 exons. The record is from RefSeq and is a predicted model, not a curated record. Bases 458 to 2419 code for a protein of 653 amino acids. Gene Ontology annotation, biological process: transmembrane transport. NCBI's taxonomy places the organism in Eukaryota, Metazoa, Chordata, Actinopteri, Characiformes, Serrasalmidae. Gene Ontology annotation, cellular component: membrane.
UCUGCCGCCGAUGCUUCAGUCCUCUAAUACCGAGAUCAAACCGACUCAGGAUCAGCUUAGACUUCUAGAGGCCGCGUCGGGUUGAACCUAGGCUAAAAACAAGCCCCUGAUCCCGGAUCAGCAGUCGAUGAGAACCAUUUUCCUCCGCCUUCUCGUUUCACUCGCUUCCACACCAUUCAGGAAGGAAGUUAUUCCUGUUUGCCAGAUCCAGAGAAACAGACAAGCUAAAGUUAAUCCUUUUAGCAGACCUCGGCAGAUCGGACAUGCGAUCGGUGUGCCUUUCUUUUAAGCUGGCUACUACACACGCGGCCGUCUGAGGGCGUUUGCUUUGCUGAGUGGGAUUUGUGUUGUUUUCGGCUUGCAUUCCCGAGCUGAGCCAACUCCCAUGUUAGUUUAGUUCAUAGGUGCUGCCGUUUCCUCUCUGAUUCGGACUAUUUUAGCUCAGGAAUUUCCUGCGAUGGGGUGCUGUGGUAGCACAGAGAAAAAGCAAGACUGGAAGCCUCUGGAGGAUCGCAGGUGCACAGACAUACCAUGGCUGAUCCUUUUUGCCUUGUUCAACGUUGGAAUGCUCUUCAUUUGCGGGUUCGCAAUAUCAACGGGAGCGGCCUCCAGACUCAUAUCAGGCUAUGACAGCUACGGAAACAUCUGCGGACAGAAGAACACCGAAAUCCCAGGGAUCGAGCACAGCGGCCAGGACCAAACUUUAAAGAAGUACGUCUUUUUCCUGGAUCCAUGCAACAUUGACAUAGUGAAAAGGAAGAUCAACUCUGUAGCCCUCUGCGUCUUCAGAUGCCCAGAGACAGAACUCCAAACUUAUGAUGACCUCAGAAAAUUUGCAUUCACCAACGGUUCUAAGUUGUGCUCCUAUGAACUGACUCCUGAGAGAUACAGUGAUGACCCAAACAAGGCUACAAAAUGCCCCAAACUUCCAGUUCCUCCAAGUAAGUCUUUGCCAGUGUUCCACCGCUGCACUCCGGCAGAUAUCUCCUGCUAUGCCAAGUUUGCUGAGGCGCUCAUCACUUUUGUGAGUGACAACAGCGUGCUGCACAGGCUCAUUACCGGAGUGAUGACCUCAAAGGAGAUCAUUAUGGGGCUGUGUCUGCUCUCGCUAGUUCUGUCCGUAAUUCUGAUGGGAGUGAUCCGCUUCAUCUCAGCACUUCUGGUGUGGCUUCUAACAGCCAUCGUGGUGCUCGGUUCCCUAGGUGGAACUGGAGUCCUCUGGUGGCUCUAUGUGGAUCACAGGGUAUCUGCCAACACCACACUGCCUGCUAAUGAACUGCAGGUGGCUAAAGAUAACGAGAAAGCUCUGCUCAUCUAUGCCAUAGCAGCUACAAUCUUCACGCUGGUCCUGCUGUUGCUGAUGUUCUUCAUGAGGAAACGAGUGGCUCUGACCAUCGCUCUGUUUCGUGUGGCCAGUAAAGUGUUUGGCCACUUGCCUCUGCUGGUGCUGCAGCCUUUCUGGACAUUCCUGACCCUCAUGCUUUUCUGGGUCUACUGGAUCACUGUACUCCUCUUGCUCGGAACAGCAGGAAAUCCAGUAAAGAAUAACCAAACUGGUUUGGUGGAGUUCAAGAUGGAUGGGCCACAGCAGUAUAUGGUGUGGUACCAUGCGGUUGGUCUCAUAUGGAUCAGCGAGUUCAUUCUGGCCUGCCAACAGAUGACUGUAGCAGGGGCGGUCGUCACAUACUACUUUACCAGAGAUAAAUCUCAGCUGCCUCUGACGCCCAUCUUGUCUUCUGUGAUGUCAGUAAUGCGCUAUCACCUGGGCACGGUGGCCAAAGGAGCCUUCAUCAUCACUCUAGUGGAGAUACCACGCCUCAUCCUCACUUACAUCCACAAUCAGCUGAAAGGCAGCGAGAAUAGCUGUGCUCGAUGCAUGGUGAAAGCUUGUGUCUGCUGCUUGUGGUGUCUGGAGAAGUGCCUCAGCUACCUGAAUCAAAACGCAUAUGUAGCAACUGCCAUUAACAGCACCAGCUUCUGCACAUCUGCCCGAGAUGCCUUCUUCAUCCUUGCUGAGAAUGCACUUCGUGUGGCUACAAUCAAUUCCGUUGGAGACUUCGUCCUAUUUUUAGGAAAGGUCCUGAUUGUGUCAUGCACAGCGUUUGCCGGAGUGCUGGCGCUGAACUAUCAGCGAGAGUACACAGUGUGGGUGCUGCCACUCAUCAUAGUGUGUCUGUUUGCGUUCCUGGUGGCCCACUGCUUUCUCUCCAUCUUCGAGAUGGUGGUGGAUGUGCUGUUCCUCUGCUUCGCCAUCGACACCAAAUAUAACGAUGGCAGCCCAGGCAGCGAGUAUUACAUGGACAAGGCCCUGAUGGAGUUUGUGGAGAGCAGCAAGAAGGCAAUGGCCGAGGAUAAGAGAGCAGCAGGUGGAAACAGCAGGGAAAUGAAACCUAUGACCCGUGGUGGGACGUUGGCGUGAUGCGAUUUGGCCACUGACACCAUUAUGCCUCCAACAGGUGCUACUACUGAGGAACGCUACCAGAUCUUCACUCCAGGGACUUUCUCACUAUAUGCUUAAUUACUUUGAGUUUGUAAUUAAGCACUUGUGUGACAUCUAUGCAUACUUUUCUUGAUAGCCUUUUUGUAUAAAUGAAUAUUUGAUGGUUUUUAGCAAUAAUGUUUUGUAUAUUUUUGGAACUGUAAGAAGUAAUUUUGUAAUUCAGGGGGUUUAGUUUGAGAACUGUUACCUUUUUUUUCCUGUUAUCGUUACAUUAUAUUUUUGUUAUA